This is a messenger RNA of Nymphalis io (European peacock), 2053 nucleotides long. It is a transcript of the gene PQBP1, whose product is annotated as polyglutamine-binding protein 1. Gene Ontology annotation, molecular function: ribonucleoprotein complex binding; protein binding. Gene Ontology annotation, biological process: alternative mRNA splicing, via spliceosome. The transcript has a single exon. The coding region runs from base 111 to 953 and encodes 280 amino acids. The record is from RefSeq and is a predicted model, not a curated record. Gene Ontology annotation, cellular component: cytoplasm; nuclear body. Lineage: Eukaryota; Metazoa; Arthropoda; Insecta; Lepidoptera; Nymphalidae.
CAUUGGCAAAUGUCAACAACUUACUAAAGUUUUUGUGCUUAUACAUUUAUGAUUUCAAAAUAAAAAGAUAUAUAAGCUUCUAUAAAAAAUAGAUAAAGAAGAUAGUAAACAUGCCGUUACCACCUGCACUUGCUGCUCGUCUAGCAAAACGAGGCUUAAUAAGACCAAACACAAACAAGGACGUGUUAAGUGAGUCUCCUCAGACUCAAGUAAAUGAAGAAAUUAUUGCAGAAGAUUAUGAUAAUAAACCUGAUGAAAUAAGUUCCAAGGAACAUUUUUGGGAAGGAAUCGAAGGUGUAAAUGUUGAUCCUAUAAGAGGCCACAAAGGAUGUCCUAACAAAAGUAAUAUUUAUCACGAAUGUUCAAAAUUUUGUGUUAAAACAUGGAAACAAGGAAAAGUUACACCGAGUGAAAAAUAUUUGGAAUUAAAGAGAAAAGUAUUAGAACUAUGGCCAUUGCCACCUGGCUGGGAAGAAGUAUAUGACGAAGGAACUGGUCAUUGUUAUUUCUGGAAUGUUCAUAACAACAUAGUUUCUUGGUUACCGCCUACACAUCCUCGAGCCGUGCCGAGUGAAUGUGCUGCCCAUUUACGCGAAGAGCGAUUAUUGAGAGAAGGGGAUGAGAGUGAUGAUAGCAGUGAGGCAUCUGAUCAAGAGGUACCGCAACAACAUUACAAAGAGAAAAGAAAAGAGCAUAAAGAGCGAGACAGGGAAAUGGUACACCAUAGAGACAAAAGGAGACAUAGAGUGAGAGACAAUGACUUAGACCCAAUGGACCCUGCUGCAUAUUCUGAUAUUCCUAGAGGCAACUGGACGGCAGGUUUAGACGCUCACGCUAAAACUGGAGUUGAUUCGACUGCUUCUGGAUCAUUAUACCAAAUGAGGCCUUAUCCAGCCCCUGGAGCGAUUCUUGCUGCUAAUGCUAAGCAAAUUUCUCCACCACCUUCUCCAUAACUUUUCUAAAUGACAUCAUUUUUUUUUUAAAUAAAAGAGAUGCAGUCUAUUUUUAUUUUUUAAGUUUUUUAGUGUGUUAUUUAACAUAAAUAUGUAAAUGGACACACAUAUUAAAAUAAUUUUAAACAGUUAAAAUAAGUGUUGUAUUCUUUAAAUAUUUUCAAAUAUGUGAGGCAAACCACAUUACAUAAAUAACAAAAAAUUAUGGCAAGUUUUCUUUUAGGCGAUUGCCAUUUAAUUUUACUUAACAGAAUUAAAUCCUAAUUAGGAUAACUAUAGGUUGCUUAUAAGAUAAUGUAAUAAUUUUGCAUUUAAUUAUAAAUAAAUAAAACCCUGAUCUUUGAUAUUUUCUUUGCAAUGCAUUAAAUGUUUUUUUAUAUUUAUUUACUUGUAGUUCAAUGGGACUCCUGGCAAAUGCCUCAUACCAUAAUGCAAGGUUUGAAGCCUAGUUUACUAAAUUAUUAUGAUCCCAAUCGUGCACUGAUUUUAUUAUAAUAUUUUUUUUAUUAAAAAUGUCUAGUAGUAAAACUUGUUUAUUAUGUUGUGUUUUGUAAAUAGUAUAUUUUGUGUUUCACAUUAUCAUAUUUUAGUGACUUUAUAGCCAUCUUUGUAUUAACUUAACAAAAGUUCAAUGUCAUACUUGGCUAUAGCAGGAUAAAUAAUAAUUUAGUCAAAUUAAAUCACUAAUUUUAUUAAUUAAUACAAAAUAUAUAUAAAUGUAUUACAACAGUUUUAUUGAUUAAUUUGUAAGGUUACUUAAGUCGAAUUUAACAUAAAUGUUUAUUUGAUGCACUAUGGAAUGAGGUGGUAAAUGCUUUAGUAAAUUGUCUAUUAAUUUUUUCGUCAUUGAAUAUUAAGUACAGUUGGCAGUCAUAAAACUAUUUCUAUUCCAUUUUCGUUACAAAGUGUAUAAAUAUUAUUUGUCAUAUUGAGAUAUAGUACAUUUGAGCCUUAGAGAAUACAAAUAUGUAUUUCUUUUAUUCUUUGAAUCUACAUUUGAGUCCAAUAAAGUAAAGGUUAACAUAUAUUUUGUGAAUAUAUUUGAUUAAAUAAUAUUGUCUUAUAAAAUAUAUUACGUUUUCUGCAAAUAAACUAAGGAA